Messenger RNA from Danio rerio (zebrafish), 2669 nucleotides. RefSeq names its product archain 1b (gene arcn1b). Gene Ontology annotation, biological process: intracellular protein transport; retrograde vesicle-mediated transport, Golgi to endoplasmic reticulum. Gene Ontology annotation, cellular component: Golgi membrane; COPI-coated vesicle membrane; clathrin adaptor complex. Lineage: Eukaryota; Metazoa; Chordata; Actinopteri; Cypriniformes; Danionidae. The record is from RefSeq and is marked provisional.
GUUAAACCAGAGCGGAAGUCACCAUUCUGACACUUUCGGUUUUUGAACCAACUGGACAGUGUCCGUGACCGUGUCCACUGACGGGUCCUCGGUAAAAGGGAACAGAAAUGGUGCUCUUGGCAGCAGCGGUGUGUACUAAGGCGGGGAAAGCCAUAGUGUCACGCCAGUUUGUAGAGAUGACGCGAACCCGUGUCGAAGGCCUGCUAGCUGCCUUUCCCAAACUGAUGAACACAGGCAAGCAGCACACUUUUGUGGAAACAGACAGUGUGCGCUACGUCUACCAGCCUCUGGAGAAACUCUAUAUGGUUCUGAUCACUACAAAAAACAGCAACAUUUUGGAGGAUUUGGAGACGCUAAGACUUUUCUCCAGAGUGAUCCCUGAAUAUUGCAGAGUGUUGGAGGAAAGUGAGAUCUCGGAGCACUGUUUUGAUCUCAUAUUUGCAUUUGAUGAGAUUGUAGCUCUCGGCUACCGGGAAAACGUCAAUCUAGCCCAGAUUCGCACUUUUACCGAAAUGGACUCGCAUGAAGAAAAAGUCUUCAGAGCUGUCAGAGAGACCCAAGAAAGAGAGGCAAAGGCUGAAAUGAAGCGCAAAGCCAAAGAGCUGCAGCGAGCAAGACAAGACGCUGAACGUGCUGGAAAGAAAUCACCAGGAUUUGGAGGUUUUGGAAGUUCUGGAAUGAGCAGCAUCACGUCAGCCACCAUCAUCACAGAUACAAUAGAACCGGAGAAACCCAAAGUGGCUCCUGCUUCAGUCAGGCCGAGUGGAUCCAGUAAAGCACUGAAGCUGGGUGCCAAAGGGAAAGAGGUGGAUUUCUUUGUGGACAAGCUGAAGUCAGAAGGAGAAAAUAUUGUCACGACCAGUGCAGGAAGAAAAGCGUCAGAGGCAUCUAAAGUUCUUCAGCCUCCAGUGAAUAUGGAAAGUGUACAUCUGAGGGUGGAGGAGAAGAUCUCUCUAACCUGUGGUCGUGAUGGUGGACUACAAAACAUGGAGGUUCUGGGCAUGAUAACUCUGAAAGUGGCAGAUGAAAAAAAUGGCCGCAUCAUCAUAGUCGUCAACAACAAUGACAAAAAAGGAGCCCAAUUACAGACUCACCCUCAUGUUGAUAAAAAGCUUUUCACCAACGAAUCUCUGAUUGGUCUGAAGAACCAAGAGAAAUCCUUUCCUCUCAACAGUGAUUUGGGGGUCCUAAAAUGGAGAUUACAGAGCACAGAUGAAUCUCUCAUUCCUUUAACCAUCAACUGUUGGCCAUCAGAGAGUGGAAGUGGAAGCGGCUGUGAUGUCAACAUUGAGUAUGAGCUUCAGGACGAAGGGCUUGAACUUAAUGAUGUUGUCAUUACUAUUCCUGUGCCGUCAGGUGUAGGAGCUCCAGUGGUUGGUGAUCUGGAUGGACAGUAUAACCAUGACAGCAGGAAAAACAUCCUGGAAUGGUCACUUCCUGUAAUCGACGAGAAGAACAAGAGUGGCAGCCUGGAGUUCAGCAUAGAUGGCAAACCCAAUGACUUCUUCCCAAUCAACGUCUCUUUUGUCUCCAAACGCAACUUUUGUGACAUUCAGGUUGCAAAGGUAACAUAUGUAGAAGGAGGCAGCCCAGUCAAAUUCUCCUCAGAGACGUCAUUUGUUGUGGAUAAGUAUGAGAUCCUGUAACUGUUUCUUGGUGGAAGAUCCUUUUAACCAGCGCAGUGGAUCAGAGAGCGAGCUAUAUGUUAACGGGAACACUCUCUGACAUGGGCUGCAGUUCUUCUGUGUUUCUGUUUGUCUUGAAGGAAAAAAUAAUCUACCUUUAUAUAAACUGGACCUUUUAGCUGCACAGUACUACAGUACAGUCAGCUACACCUGACAGGAAAGUCAAAUACAGCACUGCACCCGAAGAUAUCAUGGGAAACUCAGUGUCAUCCUACAGCAGAUGUAUUAUAAGCCCAUAACAACCUUCCUGACCCAGAGUAGAAUAAAUUGGGACAUGUACACACGUGUUGCAUGGGUUUUGUAUAGAAUCGCAACCUUAUUGGCUUUUUUUUGGUUCCUAUACUACAUGAUCUGCAUUUAUCUUGACAGUUUGGUUUUAUUUCUAAUAAUGAGUUAAAAGAAUAAAUGGUGGUGUUGUGUAAUAUGGAAGCAGACCUAAUAUUGUAGUACCAAAUGAAUGUGUGGGUGGUUAAAUCAGCUGUGCUUGUGCAAUAAGAACUGACGCUGCAUUAAAUAUGCAGUCCAAAUUCAUCCCUCAUCUGCUGUUGGUGAAUAUGAGCAUAAUUGUCUACAUCAACAAAAAGCACAAACGCUAUUUGCCUUUUAGCAUCUUCCCCCCAUUUUGUUUGUAUUCAGUUAUAUUUAUGUAAUCAUUUGUUUAGAUUAACAGAAUCUAAACGGGAUGAUUUUUCAUUCUGUUGUUUUGUAAGUAAUGUUACACGUAAUCUCUUUAAAUGUUUCCUGCUUUUUAUUCAUUGCAGCAUUUAUUUGGCUAAACAGGAAAAUAUAUUAUCUCCGGCUUCCCAGAUGUUAUUAAGAAUGGAUUUAUUAUUAUUUUUUUUGUAUUUCCAUAACAUAAAAUAUGUUUAUCAGCGCACACUCAAAGAUGAUUGCGAAAUGCCAAGGAGAGGCUUACGACAUUCCAUUCUGCUGUAAGAUACUUAUGAAUACCUUUAAUCAAUAAUAAAAUCACAUUUAAAUUCA